Molecule: messenger RNA, 873 nt
Organism: Aspergillus ibericus CBS 121593
Lineage: Eukaryota; Fungi; Ascomycota; Eurotiomycetes; Eurotiales; Aspergillaceae
Exons: 1
Coding region: 347-805 (152 amino acids)
Source: RefSeq, a predicted model, not a curated record
CGCGCUCUCCAUGCCCCGAGGGGUCCCGACUAUGGCCAGGUUGAGGGCAUCAUUGGUGGACAGAACAGCCACCCAGCGCUGUGUAGAUCAGGCCCCGCCGCAUGACCGGCCAUCGAAACCGCUGCAAUUGCCCCGAACGAGAAGCAGUGACGCCAUCCCGCAGACACCAACAACCCGUGAUUUUGGCGAUGCGAUCUGAGGCCCUAAGGGGACAACUGAUCAGUGAUGUAAACCCGGGUCGCUAGCGGAAUUGGUAUCUUUUUCCUGGCGCCCUGAUAGGCUUCCUCGGGGGCGCAAAAGAAAGCAGGCCCCGAUCCCCAAUGGUGGGCAAUUCCACGUUGAUCAUAUGGAAAGAUGGAAGUGUCGUUCCAAACUGUCAGGAUCUUCCACACCGAUACCAUACGGUACGUCGUCAAUACCCACCAGUACGGCGGGACAGCGAGCCGGCAUCCCACUUGUACCUCGCGGGCCUCAAAAGGAGGUGACUACUUACUGUGCUCGUCGAGGGCGUAACACUGCAGCGGACGGGGUCACCGACAUUAUUACCCCUAGUCUUCAUAAGCAAUAUGUCAAUAAACCCCCAAUGUGCACAAUUGCCCGGAGUACGGAGUACAGAAUGUUCGGCAGAGGACAGGCACAGGUUCCAGGGCACAUGCAUGAAAGGAUGAACCGCCUAUGGGCACAGACUCCAGGCCGGUCUUGGUUCAUCCCACCGGGUCAACCAUGGUCGGAUGGCAGUGCCUGUCCAUUCGCAAGCCCUCAUGCCCAGCCAGAACCGCAUGAGUGGCUGGUGCGAAAAGAAUGAGCUGCAUGGAAGACUCGACUUUGGUUUUCUAGAAGUCAUUGCUGGGAGAGCGUGUAUGUGGCAACACG